AUGCAAAUCCUACGAGUCUUGACGACGAUGGUUUCUCAUGUUUCUAACAUGUCUAUGCUUCUCAUAACUACCCUCUCUAUUAUCAUCAUCUCCACCGUAGUGGCUAAACCCUCUAUCUCUACUCCCAUAUCUCCAUCUCAAGAUUUUGAUGCUUCCUAUAAGAUGAAAUCCAAGACCUUUUUACCAAAGCUGUAUGGCGAUUACGGGUUUUGGAACCCGACCCCGGUCUAUGGAGGAGGAUUUUACCCGGGGCCAGUUCCUCAUGGUAGUUUAGAUCUAGAACAGAGAGAUGAAAAGACGAAAUAA
Microthlaspi erraticum is the source of this 306-nucleotide messenger RNA. Lineage: Eukaryota; Viridiplantae; Streptophyta; Magnoliopsida; Brassicales; Brassicaceae. The record is from the annotation of a GenBank genome assembly.